AUGUCAGGAUACCCAGGUCAAUAUGGAGGAUAUCAAGGCGGCCCACCUCAGCAACAAUACGCGCCUUCUGGCAGCUACUACCCUCCUCCGCAGCAAGGGUACAACGGAUAUCCUCCCGCAGGGUCAGGAUACGGCUACCAACAACCGUCGCCCCAGCCCUAUGGUUACAACCAGCCCCCCCAACCGCAAUAUGGCGGCUACCAGCAGCCUCCACAGCCCAACUACAACAAUCGCCCAGGUGCACCGACGGGGAAUUCGAACGCAUACAUGCACGGAAAUCACCACGCUCCUCCGCCGCCACCAUCUGCGCCGCAGCAGUUCGGGCACGGCGCGCCCAACGGAUAUGCCUUUCAGUAUUCCAACUGCACGGGCCGGAGAAAAGCGCUGCUAAUUGGAAUCAACUACUUUGGCCAGCGCGGCCAACUGCGCGGAUGCAUCAACGACGUCAAGAACAUGUCGGCAUAUCUCGUCGAGCGUUUUGGGUAUAAGCGGGAAGACAUGGUCAUUCUUACUGAUGACCAGCAAAACCCCAUGAGCCAGCCUACGAAACAGAAUCUUUUGAGAGCCAUGCACUGGCUGGUGAAAGACGCCAGGCCCAAUGACUCUCUCUUCUUUCACUACUCAGGCCAUGGUGGGCAAACAAAAGACCUCGACGGCGAUGAGCCUGAUGGGUAUGACGAAGUCAUAUAUCCUGUGGACUUCCGCCAAACAGGCCAUAUAACCGACGACGAAAUGCAUAGAAUUAUGGUGAAACCUUUACAGGCUGGUGUGCGACUCACUGCCAUUUUCGACUCCUGCCAUUCGGGUACUGCUCUCGACCUGCCUUACAUUUACUCAACCCAGGGUAUUCUCAAAGAACCCAAUCUUGCCAAGGAAGCCGGCCAAGGGCUUCUCGGCGUUAUUUCGUCAUACAGCCAAGGAGAUCUCGGCGGGGUUGCAAGCAACAUUAUGGGCUUUUUCAAGAAGGCCACCACUGGCGAGGAUGCAUACAACCGCACAAUAGCUACCAAGACAUCACCCGCCGACGUAGUCAUGCUGUCUGGAAGCAAAGAUGACCAAACUUCGGCCGAUGCAACAAUCGCUGCUCAAGCCACCGGCGCAAUGUCGUGGGCCUUUAUCACCGCUUUGAAGAAGAAUCCCCAACAGAGCUAUGUGCAACUUCUCAACAGCAUCCGAGACGAACUCUCGACGCGCUACACGCAAAAGCCUCAGCUGUCAUGCAGUCACCCUUUGGACACCAACCUUCGGUUUAUCUUGUAA
Colletotrichum graminicola M1.001 is the source of this 1260-nucleotide messenger RNA. Its product is annotated as caspase domain-containing protein. Gene Ontology annotation, molecular function: cysteine-type endopeptidase activity. Gene Ontology annotation, biological process: proteolysis. Lineage: Eukaryota; Fungi; Ascomycota; Sordariomycetes; Glomerellales; Glomerellaceae. The transcript is spliced from 7 exons. The record is from RefSeq and is a predicted model, not a curated record. Bases 1 to 1260 code for a protein of 419 amino acids.